GUAGCGGGGCGGCCAUGUUACUUCAUAGGCAAGUAGAGACUUGUUCUCCCGCCUUUGUAAGAUGGAGGCGAAGAAGAUUUGGCGAAGGGGCUGAAAGGUUGCCAGUUUUUGGUUUGCAGACGGAGUUGUUGGGUGCCAUGGAGUAACCUCGGGGGUUGUACUAUAGACAGCUGCUUCACUGCCACAAUGACAACUUCUACCUCGACACAACAUAUGCCAUCUGAGAAUGCCUACAGAAUAUCCUUUGGGCAAAUGAAACAGGUACAUCCAAAACUGCCGCUGCUGAAGAUUUUGCAGGUUGCAGGUGCUCAGGGUGAAACAUUCACACCAAAGGAGAUCCUACGUUACCUUGGAGAAUAUAUAAUGCUGAAGCAGUUAUAUGACAAACAGCAGCAACAUAUUGUAUAUUGUGGAGGAGACCAGCUGGGGGAUCUUCUUGGUCUUGAAAGCUUCUCAGUGAAAGAUCCAAGCCCCAUUUAUGACAUGCUGAAACGGAAUGUGAUUUCUGCUACUGUUACAGAUGCCGCACAGACUCAUUCUCUCGCAAAGGAUCAAAGCGUGAAUAAUCCAAGCCAAGAUCACCUGAAGCAGAGUAUCGCAGAGGGGGCCUGCAGUGCUGAGCAAAAAGAGGACUCAUCGGCCAUGUCAUUCUCUAAAGAUUCAUGCGAAGGAAAUAAAGAUAACAUUGCAAAAAACCAGUCCACGUUGGAUCUGGUGCUUGAAGAAUGGGAUAUAGCUGGUCUUCCGUGGUGGUUUUUAGGUAAUCUGAGAAACAAUUACAAGUCAAGAAGUAAUGGCUCAACAGAUAUACAGACUAAUCAGGAUAUAGACACUGCUGUUGUUUCAGAUACUACUGAUGAUUUGUGGUUUCUCAGUGAAUCUGCUUCAGAUCAGAUAGUUGACUGUGAACAAGCUAAUGAAGAUGGAAAAGAGGGUUGCAAACUGGGAAGUGAAAUUGCAUCUUCUGAGGACUUUGAAGAUUCACAUUCUUUAAGUGAUGACACAGACAUAGAUGCUCCCUUCAAAGACUGUUGGCAGUGUACCAAAUGCAAGAAGUUUAACUCUCCCAUCAAACGGUACUGUUUCCGUUGCUGGGCUUUACGGAAAGAUUGGUUCUCUGACUGCCCCAAGGUGGCUCGCUCUCUCUCCACACCCAGUAUUGCCGUAAUGCAAAGUAAAGAAGACGUCGAAGGGAUGGAUGUCCCAGACUGCCGAAGGACGGUCUCUGCUCCAAUUGUACGACCCAAAGAUCUGUACGGAGCAGAAGCUAAACCUAACCAAUGCCCUAGAAGCCCCAUGGACUCCAUACAUCUAGCACAACAAGGAUGUGAAGGCAAGCAGGGUUUGCUUCAGUUUAACACACUAAAGGAAGAAGAGGAACUCCAGUCCCUUGAGAGUAGCCAAGAAUUGCUGAAGCCUUGCCUAGUGUGCCAGAAGAGGCCACGGAAUGGGAACAUUGUCCAUGGAAGGACUGCUCAUCUAGUGGCCUGUAUUACCUGUGCAAAAAUGUUAAAGAAGGGGCGAUCGCCUUGCCCAGUGUGCAAGAAACAGAUUCAGAUGGUGAUUAGGACUUUCAUAGCGUAGCUGUCACUUAAUGCAGGAAAAUCGGUGGCCAGUCAAUGGACAACUGCUGGAGGGUACUGUUAUAUUCUUAGAGACGAAUGUUAACUGUGAAUUUAAAAAAAUGAGAUUGUUUUCAUAAUGUAUACAUAACAGCCAAUGUUCUUAGCUAUAUAUACACAGGAAUAACUGCCCUGUUGUUUGCUUUGUGUCGAAAAGGCUUGUAUGUGACCUACUAGAUCGAAACAAGCUGUUUAUUCCAUUACUACUCAGUUGACUUGGCAACAAGUUGGAGUGCUCAGUUAUGUAGAAUAGUGGCAUUUCUGAAAUUUGAGAUUGAUUGCACAACUGCACCAAACCUUCUGGAAGACACCUUACUUAAUUUCAGAGAGGAUUAAGCUGCGUACUUUGCACACCCCUAAAUAGCAAAAGGCUAAAGAUGAUUUGGAAAGGGCAUCCAGAAUUUUGAAUUUGCCACCGUCCCAGAGUUUCAAAUGACUUACUAAGUUGAAGUUUUAUCGCAAACCCUUCUUUUUGCCCCCAGUAUUCCUAUAACAUAAAACAAAAAGGCAAAUAUAAUUUCUGAAUAUUAGCAGAGUUUUAGUCUGCAGUGUAGGAAAGAUUUCACAUUUUCCAUAUACUGUUGAAAAAGCUAUAAUGGUUAACUUGGGCCUUGUAGAAAAUCUGCCUAGAGAAUUCUCUCUGAGAAUUCACGGUUUUUCAGAAUCUUUGCCCUUGUAUUAGUUUAUAUACAAUUGUUUCCCACUGUAGAUUGCGCGCAUUCAUGUUGAAUAUUGUAUCUGAAUUUAUAAACUGUACUUUGAUGCAAGCUAUGGAUCUGUACUGCAGUCUAAAACCCAAUUCAGAUGUUAUUCUCCAUACGGCAUACUUUUGAUUUGGAUCAGGCUUUCCUCCAAUCCAUGCAGUAGGCAUUCCAGUGGAAUUAGGGUCAACAAUUGUUACCUUUUAGGACUGGAGCAGAAGCAGCUGUCCCUGUUUGAGUGUUGUGCCACUGAAACCCAUGAGUAGCUGUACUUUUAAUCCCUCAUUUCGUGUGGGUUUUACAUAGAUCCAUGUCUGAAUAGGAUUUAAAGAUACUGCUAAUCAACAGUCCUACUUGAUGAGAGUUACCUAUUGCAAACUUCAAGUCUCCAGAGCUUGCAGCUUUCUGGAAUAAUGUUUUCUAAUUGCACCUUAAUAUGUUGCAGAAUCAGACAAGUUAUCCUCUAAUUACAUAACACUCUGUGUGAUAAUUUGAAGGAAUUUGCUGUUGUUGAAUGUGGUGCUAUUCUUAAUUAUAGGGUAUUCUUUUCAAGCCUCAUUGCCCCAUAUCCUUUUAGUAGUAUGAGGAGAAUAUAAUAAGACAUUUAAAAUACCAUCACGUAGUCUUGUAUGUAAGCUAGACUUGACAGCCUUCUCAAACUCACGUGCACAACAUCCAGGGUAAUUCAAAUUGCUAUUCUGCUGUAAAUACUGCAUUUUUAGCCACCCAGAAAAAGGGUGCAUACAUUUAAUUUUUUAAAUGGAUUUUUUAAUGAUCUUUGGGGAGUGGCUGCUGAAGAAUCUGACCUUGCUGUUGAUCCUUCUUCAUCCUAAUUGGUCUCCUGCAAUGUAAUCCAGACCUUACUGUUGAGACUUCCUCUGCUUAAUUGGUCUCUAACUGUGUUCUUUUUUCCAGUGUGAAGCUUAGAUUUUGCGAUACGUUUUCUGCAGGUCAGGACUCAGCAGGAACAAAUGCUAGAAAGAUAAAUAGCCAUGUACAAAUUAGUAGUAGGGAUCUAGGAAUUGUUCGGGAUGUGCAGGUUGUAUAAUCUCCAUGCCUUGCCUAUUUUGUACUUUUUACUACCUGCUUCAGGGUCAUGUUAAGGGAGGCAAAUGAGGCAUCUUGCACUUUAGAACUCUUUAAUACAGUGGAAUAGAUCUGCGUCUUAGACUCCAUUUGAUUUGCUCUACUCACUGGGAUCACUGUAGGAUGCUUUCCAUUUGAUCCUGGACCACUUUUAAAAGUAGCUUUAUCAAUGGUUCCAUUCUUUCCCCAAAUGCUGCCUUAUGGAUGCAGCUGCUUUAUGGAUAUAGCGUCGUCCUUUUCCUAGGAUGUCAGCCAAACACAUUGCCCACCUGAGGGCUUGGCGAGAAGCAAUCUAAAACGAAGUUCUGGAGGGCAUAUGGUUCCAGUGGCCUCGAACUCCAGCUGGAGGAGGCAAUCCCUGUUCAAAUUGAACUGUAAGCCUUCCUAUGUAAAAAAUUUUUUAAACCUGGCCUACAAUUCCCUAUGCCACAUAGCUACACUUUAAGAGUAGGGAAACUGCUCAUUCUUACAUUGUUGAAAACGGCAGAGACUAGUCCAGGGCUGGCCAACCUAUGGUGUUCCAGAUGUUCAUGGACUACAAUUCCUAUCAGCCCCUGCCAAUUGGCCAUGGUGGCAGGGGCUGAUGGGAAUUGUAGUCCAUGAACAUCUGGAGUGCCAUAGGUUGGCCACCACUGGACUAGUACAUGCCACAUGCUGGCCUGUGACUAUUCCUGGUUUUAAUUAUAGGCCUUAAAGUUGCAAAGACAAAGAAAGGACUAGCUUUUGUUCAUGUAGAAUUGUUGUUUACCUCUCUGCAUCUGUAUUUGCUACAUAGUUCUAAACUUACUUUUGCAUGAGUUUAGAACUAGGAACCCUUACUGCCCAAUUAAUAUUUUGGUAGAUAGUUCCUAUUCUCUGCUACUUACCUUACUUGCUCAUCAUCUUUUUUAAAAAUGGAAAAUAACCAACCUAUACUUAUAUCAAACAUAAUUCAUGGACAAUACAGGAGGAAUCAUACUAAAACAGAACGAAACUUGGAGAUGAGUAGACAGAGCUUGUGACUAUAUUGCUCAAAAAUUUGAGUGGAAAAGACAAAUUGUGGCUCCUCAUCCUUAACGUUAAAGAAAUUGCUUGUAGUUGAUGAGCCAAUAAUGAUAGAAAGUUGAGAGAAUGCAGCAUUCCCCUGCAGUUGGGGCAGCAGAAUUGCUUGAAUGCAUAUUUUUCUGUUUUUCACAUAUAUUAAAAUUGCUUUAUGGUGCUAUUAUUCUUAUUAUUUUUGGCAUAUGUAUUUAAUGGUAGGCUAAAAGUGGCCUUGAACAUUGCUAAGUGUGAAGUGUGUUUUCAAGGUAUCAUGUAAAAGUAGUGGGAGGGGGUAUAUUUUUCCCCUUGAAAGGGAUUCAUGUGUUUUCCUUGUGCAUGAAGGGAAAGAGCAACUUGUGCUUCCCUCUGGUGUUGUCCUAUAAAAUAUGAUCUGACCCUGAGCUAUGUAUGUACUAAAUUUCCAUUUCUGAAGUGUGUGGUACUGUGCCUUAUGGAUCUGUUUUUCUCAGAAUCUAUGUAGUUUCAUUUGUGCAUCAGUUGCGUAAUGUUGAUGCACCUUGAUUAUUGGGUCAUAAUUAAGAGUCUUCGGAGUAGUUUUCGCAACAACUGGUAUCAGUUUGUUUUGGGUCUUAUAUGUUGAGCCUCACAGAUCUUAUGGCAAUAUAGCUUAGUAUUCCUCUGGAUCCUCUGAGCGGUUGUAUUCAUAAUGUGCUUUUUACAGAGUUGUCUACUGUUUAAACAGUAGACUUCUGAUGCAGCUUCAUUGCAAGUGGGAUAUAUUUUUAUUGGAAUCAUACUGUGAGUUGUAUAUCAGAUUUUUUUGAGCAUCAAAGUUAUAUAUUUUCCUACAACCCAAAACAAUUUUCAGAUGACCCUAGUCCAGUUAAGUAGGUCUGCAUCCAGAUCCUAGUGUUGAUAGCGACAUACAGCAGUUUGAAAACACAAGUGAUUCUACAGUCAACACUAGGGAAAACACUAGAUACAUUCACAGUAUUCAGUUUCUGUGUCAUAGUAACUAAAUUUAAAUUACAAAGUGUGCAUUUAUUAUAGUAUUGCAGGAACUAUCUUUAAUGCUAUUUGAGGCUGAUUCAUUUCUAAGCAGAAGAAUUUUUCAAGAAAGAUAAGUUAUUUUUUAUAACCAGUUAUUUAAAGCCUUACAAUAUAUAAUUUUAUAAAUAUAUGGAUGAUCAAGAAUAGUUAAAUAUGUGGAGGAAAGACUAGGUUAACCUGGCCUUGCCCCAUUUCCUGUCAAAUAGAUUUUAAUAUGUUAAAGUUCAGAACUGUCAUUCAUUUCCAUCGCUCAAAUCAAGCAAAUUUCUAGCUUGCAGUACUGAGGCUAAGAAGGAAAUAUAAAAUUGGGUUUCUUUAUAUCGUGUCGGAUAACCAGGAGGGUUGACUGCCUAGGUCUUUCUGAGUGGCAGCUGUAAGGGCUGAUAUAUUGAAAUAGAUGUUCAGGGAGAUGUGUCAUCAAAAGUCACUUUGGCACACAACAUUGUGGGUGGAAAGUAAUUUCUAACUCUUUACAUCAAAUAUCAGUCCAAAGUUAUACCUAGCACCUCUGAAGAUGCAGCUACUUGAAUAUAUAGCUUUAAGCACAAGACUUGCAAAUGAAUGGAGAGAACCUUUACCAACUUCAUAUCAGGUUAGUUAAAAGUGUCACUGACACUGUGCAUAUUAAACUUCAAUUUUGCUUUAGAUGUUUGUUGUUGGGAAUCUAACAAAUCAGACUCAAAUAAUGCAAUCCAGAUGUGGGGGGAUGGGGAGAACUCUGCUGCAGCUGGAGACAGUGCGGUAAAGGUGGUGCCAUGCCACCUCCAAAGGGGCAGCAGGUGGUGCAGAGAGGAGGAAAACCAAACAACUCUCCCAUCACCCAAACAACUCUACUGGGGAAACAGUCUAACUCCACACCAUUGUGUGGAGUAAUUUUGAGGCUACAGAGUGGGGCAUUCCCUGGCUAGAAGCCAACUAAAAUCGGCUCCACCCCCAGAAACACUUCCACCCGCCCCCCUCUCCAGCAUGCUUCUGGAUGCUCUCCUCACCAGCAUGGUUGCCCCUUACACAGGUGGGGUGGGCAAACAUUCUACAGCCCAUUCUGCGCACGUACCCCAUCUGGAUUGGGGCGUAAGGAUGGGAUAAAAUGUUAUAUUGAAUAUGCAGCUCUCAACUUUUGGUAUUGGUUCUGUAGCGUUUAUCUCUUGUUGUAUUAUGCUAUCACAUGGGAACUUUCCCCAUCUUUGCUUAGCUUUGUGGAAUGAUGUCAGUGAAGUGAAGAAACAUUGCUGUGCAUACCUAAACUUUACUGGGGUGGCAGGAAGAAACUGUUUCCAGCAGUAGCCCAUUGUUGGGCUAUUUGUCUAGUCCCCCCAAGCCAAACCAUGAAGCCCAUUUAAUUAAAAAAUUUUUUUUCAUUAGCUUAUGUAAUGAAAAGGAAUGGGCUCGGUAGAAUUGGGAGAGGGUGGGUGGGAAAUUAUCUUGCUUCUUCAAUGUCACUGUAAGCUGAAUUAGCCCUCUACUUUGUAAUUUUUCUGUGUUACAAUAAAAAAUGGAAGUGUGUGA
Molecule: messenger RNA, 6946 nt
Organism: Sphaerodactylus townsendi
Lineage: Eukaryota; Metazoa; Chordata; Lepidosauria; Squamata; Sphaerodactylidae
Gene: MDM4
Product: MDM4 regulator of p53
Exons: 11
Coding region: 187-1584 (465 amino acids)
Biological process (GO): regulation of cell cycle; protein ubiquitination; negative regulation of apoptotic process
Cellular component (GO): nucleus
Molecular function (GO): ubiquitin-protein transferase activity
Source: RefSeq, a predicted model, not a curated record